Molecule: messenger RNA, 2246 nt
Organism: Nicotiana tabacum (common tobacco)
Lineage: Eukaryota; Viridiplantae; Streptophyta; Magnoliopsida; Solanales; Solanaceae
Product: formin-like protein 5
Biological process (GO): actin cytoskeleton organization; actin nucleation
Molecular function (GO): actin filament binding
Source: RefSeq, a predicted model, not a curated record
UUAGGAGCUUCAUUCAGUAAUCAUUCAGUCAAUAAGAAUCCCCAUGAUGAUUCUAAGAUUGAGAUUGGAAGGACGGCCCCCGCUGGAAUGCCUCCGUUGAAACCUCCCCCUGGUAGGAUGAUUACUUCCGAAGCUCCUGCUACGGCAGCCUCAGCCCCACCCCCACCUCCGCCUCCAGCAAAGCCAUCAACUCCCGCACCACCUCCACCACCAGUUAAGCCUAUUGGGCCACGUCCCUGUGCCCCUGGACCUCCCCCUCCACCACCUAUAAAGCCUGGUCCUCGACCACCACCUCCAGGCAGUGGUCCACCUCGGCCACCUUCGACGGGCUUGAAGCCACCUCGACGUUCUCCUGCUGUUCCAAAUGCAUCCGCAACUGGCGCAGAAGAUACCGAUGCUUCCAAAACUAAGCUUAAGCCUUUCUUCUGGGAUAAGGUUCAAGCCAACACUGACCAAUCAAUGGUUUGGGAUCAAGUCAAGGCAGGAUCUUUCCAGUUCGAUGAAGAGCAAAUAGAGAGUCUAUUUGGAUAUGCCUCUGCUGAUAAAAAGAAGAAUGGGUCAAAGAAAGAAUCCUCCCAAGGUGCUUCAAAUCUAUAUAUUCAAAUUAUUGAUCAGAAGAAAGCACAGAAUUUAUCUAUUCUUCUUAAAGCCUUAAACGUGACAACUGAAGAAGUUUGUGAUGCACUGAAAGAAGGAAAUGAGCUUCCUUCUGAACUCAUACAAACUUUGCUUAAGAUGGCACCAACAGCGGAGGAAGAACUGAAGCUAAGGCUCUAUAGCGGGGAUCUUUCUCGGCUUGGGCAGGCAGAGCGGUUCCUGAAAGCAUUGGUUGAGGUUCCAUUUUCAUUCAAGAGGCUAGAAACGUUGCUUUUCAUGUGCACUCUUCCGGAUGAGGCAUCAAUUAUUAAAGAAUCAUUUUCCACCUUGGAGGCUGCUUGCGCAGAACUCCGGAAUAGCAGGCUGUUUCUCAAGCUCCUUGAGGCUGUUUUGAAAACAGGCAAUCGUAUGAAUGAUGGAACAUUUCGUGGUGGUGCACAAGCAUUUAAACUUGACACGCUUCUGAAAUUAUCGGAUGUAAAAGGAAUAGAUGGGAAAACUACAUUGCUGCAUUUUGUUGUUCAGGAGAUAAUCCGCUCAGAAGGUAUACGAGCUGCUCGUGCUGCCAGGGAUCAACGGAGUAUGUCUAGCAUCAAGUCCGAUGAUCUACUCGAGGAUUUGCCUCAGGAUUCAGAAGAUUACUAUCGGAGUACUGGUUUACAGGUUGUCUCCGGUUUGAGUAGUGAUCUUGAAAAUGUGAAAAGAGCUGCAAUUCUAGAUGCAGAUAACUUGACAGGCACAGUGGCCAAACUUGGCCAUGCACUUAUAAAAGCGCGUGAUUUCCUAAAUUCAGAGAUGAAGAACAUAGAUGAUGAAGAUGGGUUUCACCAGACCAUGAAGAACUUUGUGCAGAAUGCUGAAGGCGAAGUCAUGUCGUUGCUUGAGGAAGAAAAGCGAAUUAUGGCUCUUGUUAAGAGCACGGGUGAUUAUUUCCACGGAAAUGCUAAGAAGGAUGAAGGUUUGCGAUUGUUUGUAAUUGUAAGGGAUUUUCUGGUUAUAUUGGAUAAGGUAUGCAGAGAGGUGAAAAAUGCUCCAAGAAAGCUAAAUAGCACACCAAGGAAAGAACAUGUAGCCGUUACAACUUCAGAAUCCACUCUUUCACCGCGACCUGAUCAAUCAACCCAUUCACCACGACCUGAUCAGCGUCAGAAGCUCUUUCCGGCUAUCUCAGACAGGCGAAUUGAUGAUUCUAGUUCGGAUGAUGACGCUCCUUGAGUACAUUUUUCCCAACAGGGAUCUGAAUACAAGUACAACAACAACAAUCAUGCCUCAAUCUCAAGCAAGUUGAGGUCGGCUAUAUGAAUUUGUAUUGUCCAUGUCGCUCCAUUUAAGCCCGUCUCAGUCCAAUAACUGCUUAGGAAUCUUAGAACAUGGGCUAAAAUAUUCUUUCGUUAUAGAACCGGGGCGUGGUAACAUGGAAGAGAUUGACUCGUUGCUUGGUAGGCUAACUUGAGCGGAGCAGAGACCUGAGAAAAGCUAUGCCUUCAGAGAUGAUCUGCUACAUGGCUCUACAUCAAUGUACCUAAAAAGUAGCUAGGAUCAUUCAAUUUAUUCUUUGUAAUUAUUUUUUGUCAAUUUUGUGCUGAUAAUUCUUCAUUCGAAUGGAAGUAGCCUGUGCAUUAUUUAUUGAUCGUGUUUGCAAGAGAGAA